CAAUUAUUUGUUUCUCUCUUUCCAGCUAAGAAAGAGCAGACUGAUGGUGAAGAGAAGGCCGCUCAGAAGAAGAAAGUAAAGGAGUUGAAAGUUCUUGAUGCCAAGUCCUCUCAGAACCUCUCUAUCUUCCUGGGGUCGAACAGGCUGCCUUAUGAGGAAAUGAAAAAUGUCAUUCUGGAGGUUAAUGAGACCAUGCUUUCAGAAAACAUGGUGCAGAGUUUGCUGAAGUUGCUGCCUGAGCAGGAGCAGUUGAGCGUGUUGUCAGAGAUGAAGGAUGAGUAUGAUGAUCUUGCAGAGUCUGAACAGUUUGGAGUUGUGAUCAGUUCGGUGAAGAAGCUGAAGCAGAGAUUGAGUGCCAUCCUUUUCCGGCUGCAGUUUGAGGAGCAGGUCAACAAUAUAAAGCCAGAUGUUGUAGCGAUAACGGCGGCCUGUGAGGAGUUGGUCCAGAGCCAGAACUUCUCCAAGCUGCUGGAGAUCAUUCUGCUCGUCGGCAACUACAUGAACGCUGGCUCACGCAACGCCAAGGCCUUCGGCUUCAGCAUCAGCUACUUGUGCAAGCUCAGGGACACUAAGUCAGCAGAUCAGAAGCAGACUCUACUGCACUUCCUGGCAGACACAUGUCAGGAGAAUUAUCCUGACGUCAUGCAUUUCCCUGACGAGCUCAUCCACCUGGAGAAAGCCAGCAGAGUCUCAGCUGAGACCCUACAGAAAAAUCUGGAUCAAAUGGGGAAGCAGAUAAAGAGUCUUGAGAAGGACAUCGAAACGUUCCCACCCCCUCAGAAUGAAAAGGACAAGUUUGUUGAGAAGAUGACCAGCUUUGUGGCGACUGCCCGAGAGCAGUUUGAGAAGCUGGAGAUGAUGCACAGCAACAUGCAGAAGGAGUACGAGAACCUGGGGACUUACUUCGUGUUUGACCCGAAGAAGAUGUCCCCAGAGGAGUUAUUUGGUGACCUGAACAAUUUCAAAAAUAUGUUCCAGCAAGCAGUGAUUGAGAAUCAGAAACGCAGAGAGACGGAGGAAAAAAUGCGCAAGGCCAAACUGGCGCGAGAGAAGGCAGAGAAAGAGAAGGAGGAGAGACAGAAGAAAAUGAGUGCUGGGCAGAUACUCGACAUCAAUGACGAUGGAGAUGAGACUGGUAUCAUGGACGGUCUGUUGGAAGCUUUGCAGUCUGGAGCGGCUUUCAGGAGGAAGAGAGGACCACGGCAAGCAGCCAAUCGAAGAGGAGCUGGCCAAGCAGUGACGAACAUUCUAGCCAAAGAGUUGCUGCAGGAAAGCCCCUCUUCUAGUUCUGCGACCAAAAAGACGCGAUUGGAAAAAGAGGCCAGAAAGCCGGAGCCAGUGGAAGACACAGGUUCACUGGAAGAUCUGUUAGAAGACAUUCCAUCACGGUCCAAUUAGGAGAUUUCUUUAUAUGACCCUGUCUUGUCCUGCAAAGGGAGCCAGGGGUUUGGACACAUAGUGCUUGGGGGCCAAAUGUGAGCCAUUACCCUCAGGUAAAGCCUUCAUGGCCAAUAUCACUGUGGACGAGGGGCUCUGUAGAUUCUGCCCCUCACUGGAAGCUUGUAAAGAGUGCAGCCACCAUUCAUGUGCUCCUCAUCCACUGCCCUGAUGAUGUCUUUAAAAAUGUCAUGUUCUUCUCUCUCACUCUCAUCGUGUCUCGUUAUUUUUUUUUAUGGUUAUACAAACAACCCAAAGAUAGCUUUUUGUUUCGCAGUUUAGUAAAAAUUCAUCAUUUUGUGUCACAGGAUGGAUCUUAUUACAUUAUUAGCAUAUCACAUUCCUGCACUUGGAGUUUUCAAAGAUUUCAAACUUUUCUCAUUUUCUCAUUGUCGAUGAUUUCUCUUGUUCUUGUCCACACAUAAAUAAAGGCUAUGCCUUUAUUGUCUUUUGUUUUUUCUUUUCUUUUUUUCUAGAACCAAUUGUACUUACUAUGCAGAACAUACUGUAUGCAAAGCGUUUUAAAGGGGGGUGUAGAGUAUGGAUUGAGUGAAUUCGCAUUAGCACACGCAAAAUGACAAGUGCCAAUUAUAUUUGUAAUGUAUAUGUACACACUGUAUCAACACACUGUCCAGUAGCAGUGUGCCUUAGGUGGAAGGGUCAACCAAUCACAUGCAUUUUUUUUUUUUUUUGAGGGUUUUGUUUUAGUUCAGUUCAGUUCAAGCCAGUUACCUCUUCACUUGGGUGGGUGUGUGCUUGUGUGUGUGUAUAUGUGUGUGUUACUGGGUUAAUGAAGGUCUGGUACCUCAUCAUAACAUUUUUUCUGCUAUUUCUGCGUUGAUUUAUUUUGGUCCAAUCGAGGCUCUUGUUGAAGAUCUCAUGACUAAAUUUAGACUAGUCUGUCAUUAUAUCACCACAGUGAUGGAGUCUGUGCUGUGCAUGUGUGUGUGUAUGUGUGUGUGUGUGUGUGUAUGUGUGCAUGAGUGUGUGUAUGCCCUCUGUAAUUACUGUACUGCCUGUUACUGUUAUAAAUUUUGCAUCUCAUAAACAGUGCUGUUUUCUGCGUGGGUGUGGGUAUGUAUGAGUGUUUCGUUGUUUCCGUCCACGUGUGUAUGUCUAUGAAUGCGCAUGUGUGUGUGUGUGUGUGUGUUUAAAAGAGCUGUCCAAAUACUGUACCCUUUCAGAUUAGUUUAAUACACCCUCGAGUGUUGCCACCUUGGUAACUGCUGCAACAGACAUAUCUCAAACAUAUACUUCUCACUUGAGCAGUACAAUAAAUCAUAUAAUAUAUUCUUUUUAUCAUUAUUGCGGUAUGAGUUUUGAUAAACAUAGAACUAGGCUGGAGGCAGAGCGAGGUAGAGGUUCACAGUGAGAGCACAUACAAGGCUACUACUUCGCCUGGGAAACCAAGUGCUGAGAAACCUUUAAGGAGCUUAAACUGCUUUAAACUCAUCUAGUUUCAAAACAAAAUCAGGACACAGACAGCGUUGUUAAAUUAUAGCACAUCAUAUUUUUGUACAUUGUAUGUACCUCUUCCCUUUCCCCCACACAUUUGCUGUCUGUUGGUCUUUCUGUCAAGUCCGAUUAGAGUUAUUUGCAGGUUAAGCAGGAAAGCUAUAGCCAUGCCCAAGCCUACAUGUGUCAACUGCCAACCAAACCAACUGUUAACAUCACCAUUGCAGCAUCUAGGGAACCUUUCAGAUUGCGGUGUCUCCAUUCACUGUUGUGUCUAUGGCCAAAACAGGAAAUCAGGAAAGAGGUACUCUGUACUCAGAUCAGGUACAUAUCCCUCAUUAUUCCUGUUAUUAACAUUAUUCUGGAAUGUUGCUUUCACCCUACUACUGUUCACAUACAUGUUACAUACAGAGAAAUAUGCAGACUCAUGUUAGCCAGCAUAUAAUAUAUAUAUAUAUAUAUAUACAUUUUACAUGAUAUUAAAGGUGCAUCGCAGCCAUAAAAACUAAAAUAUUGAACCAACACUUGAUUUUUAUUUGGAUUUAACACAUUAACACUGGAUGUGAAAGUCACUUGUGUUGUAGGGAUGACGAGCAGGAUAAGGAGGACUACUAGGCCUAUAGAAGCCUGUCUACUAUUGAUCAGAUUAACAUCCUGAGAAGAAAGCUUCCAUAAACUGGUGGGUUAGUUCUGUGUGGAUGCGUCUGUAAAGUCUCAGUGUGUGUGGAUGUUUGUCUUUCUGUUUUUCAGUGUGUACGGAUAGUGUGGUAAUGAUUAGGCCUUUACACACUGGCCAGGCACUGUAGCUUACACGGAGAGAACUUUGCAAUUCUGCUGCAGAGCGUUUAGCCCAUAACUGCUCAUGUUUUAGGCUUGUAUGAUUCAUCCUGACUCUCACUAGCUUUGUUCUUUUAUAUUUCUAAUCAUAGAAUUCCUCUUAAACUUAAUUGAACAAACUUUCAAAAAAAAAAAAAAAAAAAACAUUUAUGCCUUUCAUUUCUGUCAUUACCAAUCAUAUGCAGCCUCUUCUCAUUAUAUCAGGAUGUUCUUUGAUGUCCUAGCUGGUGAGAUUCAGGCUGAUUUAUUACAGGUCUAACAUGAUGUUUUCAGGAUGUUUUGUUUUUUUGACCGGUCGUAUUCUGGCUGGUUCAGACUGUUGAUAUCUACUGGAGUUUGCUUGUAUGUGUAGAUCUUCUGGACCUUCUGAACAUUCCUUUAACAGUUGUUACUUGCUCGAGUGCAAGAUGUACAUGCUUGGGGAGAUUAGAUCACUGGAGAACAGAAUGCCCAUGGCUUGCUCUUUCUGUUGUUUCAUUUUUGUUCUCUUCAUUUUUAAGGAGUUUCUAUACAAAUUUUUAUUGCUGAUUGUUUUAUUGUAAGAGUAUUGUAAUGAGAAAUGCAAUUGAUAAAGUGUGUAUAUUAAAUUGUCUUUAGAUAAAUUAAUGCUUCCAAUUCUGUUAAAUCCCCUGCCAUUAAAAUGUCUUCAGUAGAA
Molecule: messenger RNA, 4384 nt
Organism: Astyanax mexicanus (Mexican tetra)
Lineage: Eukaryota; Metazoa; Chordata; Actinopteri; Characiformes; Acestrorhamphidae
Gene: diaph1
Product: protein diaphanous homolog 1
Exons: 10
Coding region: 160-1398 (412 amino acids)
Biological process (GO): actin filament polymerization
Cellular component (GO): actin filament; cytoplasm
Molecular function (GO): actin binding; microtubule binding
Source: RefSeq, a predicted model, not a curated record